CGAAGCCACGCCUCUUCAGCGACAAUCACACGCCGCGAGACAGUUUCACAAACUUACUGGGAUUAUAAAGUACAAAGACACCUGUGACCUGAACACAGUUUGCUCACAAUGCCUAACUGGGGUGGAGGCAACAAAUGUGGAGCGUGUGAUGGGACAGUGUAUCACGCUGAAGAGGUCCAGUGUGAUGGAAGAAGUUUCCACAAGUGCUGCUUUCUCUGUAUGGUCUGCAGGAAAGGUUUAGACAGCACCACGCUGGCCAUCCACGACCAGGAGAUCUACUGCAAGUCCUGCUACGGCAAAAAGUACGGCCCGAAAGGAUACGGGUACGGCCAGGGGGCGGGAACGCUCAAUAUGGACCGCGGCGAGAGGCUGGGCAUCAAACCAGAAGAGACACAAACACACAGGCCCACCUCCAACCCAAACCCGUCCAAGUUUGCACAGAAGUUCGGAGGCUCGGAGAAGUGCGCACGCUGUGGAGAGGCUGUGUAUGCUGCCGAGAAGGUGAAGGGCGCUGGAAAGCCGUGGCACAAGAACUGCUUUCGCUGUGCCAAAUGUGGAAAGAGCUUAGAGUCGACCACACAGACAGAGAAAGACGGUGAAAUCUACUGCAAGGCGUGUUAUGCAAAGAACUUUGGACCCAAAGGAUUUGGAUACGGUCAGGGAGCAGGGGCUCUGGUCCACGCUCAAUAAUAUUUAUCACUUUUACACGGUCUAAAGGUUACUACGCAUUUCAAAUAACUGGCUAAGGUUUAAGAAGCCAAUUUUAUAAGUAUCUACAAUAAUUUUGUAAUUUGUUAAGUGAUAGUUCGCCCAAAAAUAAAAGUUCUCUCAUUAUUUGCUCACGCUAUUGUCAUUUCAAACCUUUAUGUCUUUUGUCCGCAGAACACAAAAGAUAUUUUGAAAAAUGUUGAUAACUGGACCACAUUAACUUGCAUUGGUUUUGUGUCCAUACAAUAGAUUUUGAAUGCGGUCCAGUGCUGUUGGGUUACCCACUUUCUUCAAAAUAUCUUCUUUUGCUUGAUUUGUUAAUUUUGGCAUUUACUAAUACACUUUAAAAUGCAUUUAGUAAUUUAAUAAAAUUGACUAAUGUUAAUAAAUACAACCUUACUGUAA
Molecule: messenger RNA, 1113 nt
Organism: Triplophysa dalaica
Lineage: Eukaryota; Metazoa; Chordata; Actinopteri; Cypriniformes; Nemacheilidae
Gene: csrp2
Product: cysteine and glycine-rich protein 2
Exons: 6
Coding region: 109-690 (193 amino acids)
Biological process (GO): muscle tissue development; sarcomere organization
Cellular component (GO): nucleus; cytoplasm; Z disc
Molecular function (GO): actinin binding; structural constituent of muscle
Source: RefSeq, a predicted model, not a curated record